UACAUAAGGAAAAAAACCUCUUUGGUCACGCUAGAUUUACUGGGCCCAUUUGACAACGUUUGACUUUUUCUAUUGCUGAGACUGUUGCAAGCUAUGGGAUGCCCUUUCCGGAUUGUGAAGUGGAUAAAAGGCUUCUUGCUUCAAAGGUCCAUCAAAGCUGAUGUUUAGUCAGGUAGACCAGGGCGAUCGAUUUUGUUUGACCAGUGGUGUUCCCCAAGGCUCGUCGCUUGCUCCGAUACUGUUUAUUUACACUGCUGAUCUUUUGAAAAAGUUUCAUGAAUAUAUUGGAUUCAUAAGACAAGCGUACGAAGACGAUUUAAUGCAACUAGUCCGUUCGCCGCCGGAAACGGAUAACUGUUCGCGGAUCAAUGAUUUACUUACUGAAUCAUCUACUGCAGCUGAAAUGCCGCGUGCUUUUGAUAAAACCGAGCUCAUGCACUUUACUUUCGAAGAAAUGUUCAGACGCGAUCUCCUACAAUAUUCGGUCAACACAUUAUCUUUCUGUUGAGAAACUAAAAUACCUGGGAAUCGUCUUCGAUCUGAAAAGUUUUCGAAGCGAAAAGUUUACUUGGAAACCACACCAUGUACCGCUGGAGCUAUCGGACCUGUGCUUAAGUACCCAUGGCCGGCAUGGCGCUAUCGCAUUGUGCGCUGUUGGGAAGUCAACUUCUGCUAAGAUCAACAAAUGCAAGCCGACAAGAAUACCGUCCACAGGCACAACGGUCUUGCAAGCGGAAUUGUGUAAGCCGUAUGCAGUGUUUCAGGCUCUGCUGUAUCUCAUCCAUUCGGAUGUACGAAAAGCCUUUGCUUAUUCUGAUUCAAAGACGGUCAUGGAGGGCAUUUAUGCGACAACCUAUGAUUCGUCAUAUUGUUUGGUUAAGUUUUUUUCCAGAGUUCACUGAUAUAUUGCUGAUUAUGUAUGCCUAAUUUUGCUGUUACCUCCUUAAUUUGUCACCUUGACGAUGAGUACGAAUUUUCAUGUACUGGAGCAAUGGUCCUUGCGAUGACUACGCGGUACAUUGAUGCAACAACAAAAACAACGGAGAAUGAUGAAAUCCGAAAGAUCCGCGUCGGAAGGCGAGCGAUUAUGGGAAGAUAUCGGUCCGGCGCAAUACAGCGCUCGAAAGACCGAUUUCUUUCUUCGCGUUCCCAAUGUUGCCCUGACAGAAUGGCAGGCACAUGAAAACAGUGAUUUUGCUGAUGUGAUACAAACUAACGCUAAGCUAGAUGCGAUUCCAAAAAUCUGGUAUUCUGAAGGAAAAUCGGCCGGGCCGCUGGUUACCGAUUUGCAGGCCAUUGUGCGGGAUGAUAUUCCAAGAAAGCAUAGGCAGCGAAAGAAAACCAACCAAUUUUCCCACAGAACCGCGGUGGAAUUAGAGUUCCCGCAACAGGGCAAGGAAACUAUCCACGAUUCCAGCCGCCAUGCGUACGCGGUCGUUCGCUCCGAGCAGAACACAGACCUCCCAUCGGACCUCGCAAAUUUUAGCCAUCCAACACGAAGGUUAUUCCAAACAAAGAAUAUUACCGUCAAAGACCGAACCAGAUUUCCGUCGGAAAUGGGAGAUACGUUAAUUCAAAGGUCGUAUGGCGGUACAAUGUCCCAACUUGCUGUUGUCCCAUUCCCGCAAACUGACCUCUGCGUGCCCACUAACGGGCCGCUGCAGAAAGAAUCUGGUUGCCUGCAGAAGGUCAAAAACCUGUUAAUCAACGAUAACGCUGCUUUUCGCGUUGGACUGCCUUCCGGGUACUCGCUUCGGAUUCCUGCAGUAGCCCUAAAAGUGUAUGACUAUGGUGUGCCGCGUUUUCAAGACAUCGACCCGGCCAUAACAGCCGACGAUGUCCGGGCUCGCGUUCAGAGAGAGGCCGCAGCUGGAAGUGCGAUGGAUUUGCACGAACGAUCGAAGGAUGCUAAAGAGGUGCUGGAACUGUCCAUGCACCUACCGCAAACUGUGGGAGAAGUGCUAGCUACGGAGUUCGUAUAUGCCGAGAUGGAGGACAGCCCUGUUGAGCCAAAAGUGUUUAAAAAGGUUGAUGUCAACGAAAUCAUCCGGACCCAAGAUGAUAAAGCCGGUGAAACGUACGCCUCUUUGAAGAACUGCGUGGAAGAAAUGGAACGGCCUUUAGUGGACAAAUUCGUAUCGGUUCAGGAUGACCAACCGCCAAAGUUUGGCCACACUCAUAACACCAUCAGGCAGUACUUAAAAGAUUAUGGCUUGGAGACGACGGAGCAGGCUCUUACAAAAGAGUGGUGGCUGGAACACCGAAACAAUGAUCCGGAUUAUAAUUUGCCGAGUGUGAUGGACGAAAACAGUCAGUUGCGACGCAGUUAUUCGGUACUGCGAAGGGAAUACGCGGCGCUGAAUGACGAUACAAAGAAAUUAUCCAGCCUAGCAAAUCGCCGUCAGGACAAUGUUCAGUUUUUGACCAUCAACGUUCGGCGAUGCUUAGACAAGAAUGCAAACCUCCAGAAAGAACUCAAAGAUGCAAAAGCAUUAAUUCCAGAAGAUUAUAAAGAAACUCUGCAAAAAAAGGCUGUCAUAGAGAACAAGUACCGGCGUAUGCGACGUCUGUGUGGACACCUACAUGCACGUCUCAAGGCUGAAAAGGAUGCCAUGAAGCUCUUUCAAGAGAAACAAGCAACGCAGAAUCAGUUGCAGCGAAAGGUCAAAAACGCCCGCGACGCCUUGUUCCCGGAUUACCGGGGCACCAACCCGUACGCACUGCUUACCCGACGUAAACCGGUGCAGAUGACGCGACAGAACGGAAUGACCGUGGCGCAGCGGAUCAUGGCUCACAGUGGAUCGGUACUCGAUGUGGCAAUGAAUCCAUUAUCCUCGCUGGCAAUCAGUACGGGUGCGGAUGGAAAGUGGUUCCUGUGGAACACUGGCACAUCUAGCGCGGCACCAGUGCACCACGGCGGCGGACACGCUGGAGCGAUCGGUCGUUGUGAGUUUUAUCCUGAAGGUACGCAUUUCGCAACCGGCGGGUGCAACGAUAUGGUAAAGAUUUGGAAAACUGAAGGCCAGUUACUAACCGAAUUUCAUCACAGAAGCCCAGUGAGUGCCUUGUCCAUUCAUUCCAGCGGGGACUUCCUGCUAACGGGUAUGUCCAAUGGAAUGCUGAACCUGUGGGAUAUGAAGAGCAGCCGGUGUCGCAGCAAUUUUCGACAAUGGCAAAGAACGAGCAGCGGUCACGCUGGCGCCAUAGUGAGCUGCCAGAUUCUGCUGUUUGCUAAUACGGCGGUGAGCGCCGGGGAAGACGGCACGGCACGCUUAUGGGACUUGCGGACGGAAUCAAUGCAAAUUCUCCUGAAGAAUGGAGCUCCGCUCCAAAAAACCCAAGUGGCCACCAGCGGUAACAUUAUGGCAACUGCGGCAAAAUGCGCUGCGGAUAUCCAGUUAUGGGACAUUCGCAAAGCCAACGCCCAGAUUUGUGCGCAAAACUAUUCGCCCUAUACGGUUUGCAGUUUUGAUGUGGAGUCGUCGUGUCACAUGGCGGCCGUUGGGUUAGACAGCGGCUCGGUCAGCUUCUGGGAUCUGGGCAGCGGAGGAUGCACCAUCUACCCAGCACACGCUGCGGUGGUUACUACGGUUCGAUGGGAUAUCUGGGCGGAGCGUCUGCUAACGGGUGACGAGCAGGGAAACCUGUACUUCUGGUCAUAACGACUGUAACUGUAAUCUAACCCUUCGCUUUUUACUUUUGUGCCCGGCUUAACAACUUACAUGAUACCGAUUGCAAUACUGCGAUAAUUUCUUGGAAAGAAUUUCUAGGGUGAAGUUACUGUACUGUUACCAACGCAACCUAAAGAUCACUGUACAGCGCACAUAACUUGAGAAUUCGGAAGGGAAAUAUCCAUAAUAUUGUCAAAAAUGUCCUAAAAUUCCUGCACUAUUUCCUGCUUUUGUUUAUAUAGAUAAGUUAGAUAUCCAUACAUUAUUUCACCCGUAAAAUUCUCAAAACAUGCCGACGAGUAAGCAACCUCCAGUCGGAAGCGAAGGACAUAACCACGAUGGAAGCGACGACGAAAACGACGCAUGCCGCGGACCACCCGGACGACGAGCCAAAGACGAACUGCUCAAAGAGAUCAGGCACUUAGAGAAAUGGGUCCGCAUGAAUUUCGUCGGCAUUCGAAUUGAGCCUCUAGCCGAAGCUUGCCAGCGCGCCAGGGAGUGUGUGCGGGGAUGUUAUGAACAGCUGCAGCACGAUUUCAUGAACACGGACUUCCCCAGAGCUAAAAGAAAAACCUGUGAGGUCCACGGACGCGAAGAUGAGCACGACGGUGACAAUGAGGAACCCGAUGGAGGGAACGAGAAAAAUGGGAAGAAGAGUCCUAGGACGAGCCGGGGCGGGUACAGCCGAGGGUGCCCUCGAAAAUCUCUUAGAAGCAAAUGAGGAGCCCUCCUUCAUGAAAUGCAAUUAAACCAGCGACUGCACUAGACGCUGAUCACGGCUUUAUUCACCCGGUCAAAUAAGACAACAAGAGCCAAGACACAAUAUAGCACAAUAAGAAAAACUAUAACAAAACUCACAGAUACAGUGCUUUCAUUUUAAUUGGAAAAAAUGUGCUCGUCCACAUGAACGAGCAAUCAAAACAAUCUACUAGAAAAAUAACUGACAUGGAUACUUUUCAGUGUGCUGAUAAGAACUUGAAAAACACAAAAAUCAGAACGGUUG
Paramacrobiotus metropolitanus is the source of this 4674-nucleotide messenger RNA. RefSeq lists its product as uncharacterized. Gene Ontology annotation, molecular function: protein binding. The transcript has 13 exons. Bases 1023 to 3662 code for a protein of 879 amino acids. NCBI's taxonomy places the organism in Eukaryota, Metazoa, Tardigrada, Eutardigrada, Parachela, Macrobiotidae. The record is from RefSeq and is a predicted model, not a curated record.